This is a messenger RNA of Wallemia ichthyophaga EXF-994, 570 nucleotides long. RefSeq names its product 50S ribosomal protein L6. The coding region runs from base 1 to 570 and encodes 189 amino acids. Gene Ontology annotation, biological process: translation. The transcript has a single exon. Gene Ontology annotation, molecular function: rRNA binding; structural constituent of ribosome. Gene Ontology annotation, cellular component: mitochondrial large ribosomal subunit; ribosome. Lineage: Eukaryota; Fungi; Basidiomycota; Wallemiomycetes; Wallemiales; Wallemiaceae. The record is from RefSeq and is a predicted model, not a curated record.
AUGAUAUUCAGGAGAGCGCUGUCGACGAGCAGCAGGCAGUUAUCUCAUGUUGGCAAGAAUCCAGUAAUUAUUCCCUCAUCCACCCAGGUUACCUCCAGUCUAGAUAAACUUAGCGUUAAGGGACCCUUAGGCGAGGAGAGCGUGGAUAUAAAGCCAUUCAUACAGUUAAAGCAAUCAUCGGGCGAUAUCAAGAUUACCGUUGAGGAUAGGAAGAUACCGCUACAGAGAUCCAUGUGGGGACUCACUCGUACACUUGUCCAGAACGCAAUCACUGGAGUUACUGAGGGCUUUAGAGUAAAUGUUAGACUUGUCGGUGUUGGUUAUAGGGCUGCGAUUGAGGGCAGGAACAUUCACUUGAAAUUGGGAUUCAGCCAUCCCGUAAUAAUGCAGAUCCCAGACGGGGUGAAUGCAGAGACGCCUGCUACUAACAAGGUAAUACUCACAGGCUCAAAUAAGCACCAAGUGACUGCAUUUGCAGCUGCUAUUAGGCAUUGGAGGAAACCAGAGCCAUACAACGGUAAAGGUAUCUUUAUCAAUGACGAAACCAUCCAGAGGAAAGACAAGAGGUGA